GUCAAGUAUAAAACAUAUGGCAUUUUUAGCCCUAUUAAUUUUUAAGGUUUAGUUCUCCUUUAACCUCAGGCCCUAAGACGUGGCAGAAUUUCAGCACCCAGAAUGCCUUGACCAUUGAUUCUGUAUUUGAAGAUGCAAUUACUCAAGCAUUCAGGUAGCAGUUGUAGUCAUAAUGGAAGGGAGUGAGCCAGAAAAGCAAGAUUUGCUAAUACAAAUAGGAAUAAACAUAAAAUCCGAAACCCUUUCAGUUGAUUUGUGUCAGUAGGUCGGAGACCCUGACAACCCGUUGCAGGCUGGAAAUAAGCAGAAUAGGCAAAUUGAUAAUGCAAAGACCAUACAGAAUUAAUCAUGAAGACUUUAAAAUUGCUUAGAAUCCAUCUAUCAGAUGAAUACAAUAUAAGGGCAAACAUCCUCUUUAACUGGAUUCAUUAGCAGAGAGAUUAUUAUAAGAAGUUUAGCCAAUCAAAGGAAGCCAUCUCAUGGCAGUUUUUUUUUUUUUUUUUUAAUUUAUUAAAACAAAGUAUUAACAAAAUAGUGUUCUGCAGGAAUUGGAAGUGUCGUAUAAUUAAUUAACAUAGGAUAGAAAUGUUUUAAAAAGAGAAGCUUUGUGGAUGAUGGUAACCAUUUGGAGAUUAAUUGGUUAAAUUAAUUAUUUAUAUAUAUAUAUAUUUCCCUAGUCACCCAUGGCCAGCAUUCACCAAUGGGUUAAUCGCCUUCCAGGCCAAUGGACAGGACCUCCCCCAAAGUUUAAAUGGUCAGCCCCUUCCUUCCCACACUUGUCUUUUUUUGUCCUGUCCAGUGGCCGAUGGAUUACAUGGAACAUCAAGCAGGGGCUUUUUGCCUCUUAUCUAUCCCAGCGUGGGGGGUGGUUCUGGCUCUCUCUUUCCCCCCCCCGGGCGCUGGAAGUCCUAAGCUCCCCUGUGUAGGGGUUAGCUAUGGAAGCCAUAAGCGUUGGCACAGGAUUGCCAAAGGCCGCCUAUUGCCGCCCUGGGAUGGGCUAGGUAGAAGGCACACUAACCGUGGGGCCCUGCAGAGGUGCAGUAGGCCAAGGAUCCAUUUGGCGCCAGCAGUUCCGCUUACCAGGAGGAUAGAAGGCGCCCUAGUCACCGCCGCGGAGAAUGCGGCUAUGGAGCCGCUCAGCUUGGGGCCGCGUCCCUGCAGCAGAAACAGGAAGCGGAAGUGCGGGCGCCGCCAUCUUGGUUGAGGGCAUUUCGACGCGGAGCGUCAAAGGAGGCGCUGGCGCCAAAUAAGAUAAGUAUUCAUGGCGUUCGCCAUGUAUUAAGCAUGGGGCAUAUGGGAUAAGGCAGCAGAGAGGUCCCUAUAUGAUUUAUGCUGAGUAUCAGCGGGGCAUAAAUAGCUGCCAGCAAUUACCUGCGGGGGCCAUUUUGACUACAUGCAGAGAGCACAGAAGUCGGUCAGCAGUAUACACAUGGAUCCGGUGAUGCCUGCCAAAACACCCCAGCCUAAGGGGAAAAGGUGAGGUAAGGUACUGAGGAAGGAAAAAAGAGAGAGAAGCAGUAGCGGUACUAAUGGUUUUUAUUUGUUUUACCAGUCUUCCUGCCUCAGAAAAAAAGGAUAAAGCUCCGGAAAAGCAUACGCCUGCAACGAAAGUUCAGGAAGAACCAGUAGCACCAGUCAUGCAGACUCAAGCAUUUGCAGAUUCUCUGGCAGCAGUGAUCAAACAAGCUGUAGUGCAAGGCUUCCAGGAGGCAGCAGGUGCCCGAAAGAGACCCAGGCAGUCUCAUGCGAGACAAACUGAAUCAUUGUCAGAAGUGUCUGAAGGCGAGUUAACGGAUACGACUGGGAUCAUGUCUCCAUUGCUUUCGGAGGAAGAGGAAUUUGACUCAGAGGAUGAGUCAGGCUUUGACCUGGCUGUAAUUGAGCCGCUAAUAAAAGCAGUCCGACAGACCUUAACUUUUCCAACAGGAGCCACAAGGCUGUCGUCAGCAGAUAAAUUGUUUCCUUUAGUAAAGAAAAGAUCUGUGGGGUUUCCAGUCCAUGCCUCAAUAAAGGAGAUAAUGACUUCGGAAUGGAAGAAAAUAGAUAAAAAACCUCAAACAACCGGGAGAUUCUUAAGAAAAUAUCCCUUUGAGGAAGACGAAACAAAAUUUUGGGAUUCCACACCCAAGGUGGAUGCAGCCGUUGUGAGACUAGCUAAAAGAACCACUUUACCGGUAGAUGAUGCAGCGGUGUUCAAGGAACCCAUGGAAAAGAGAAUUGAAUUCAAUCUCAAAAAAGCGUAUGGAGCAGCAGGCUCCGCAUGCAGACCGGCAGUAGCAUUGACUUCAGUCUCACGGGCGUUGAAGGUUUGGCUGACUGAUAUAGAAGAGGCAGUAUCUUCUAAUGUGAAAAGACCUAAACUGGUCGAGAUGUUGGUGGAUUGCAAGAUGGCUAUCGAUUUCAUCUCAGAGGCCUCAAUUGAUUUAGUACAUCUUAUGGCUAGGUCCAUGGCACUCUCAGUGGCAGCCAGGAGGGCCUUGUGGUUGAAGCCUUGGGCGGCGGAUGCUGCUUCCAAGUCCAAUCUGUGCCAACUUCCCUUCGAAGGGGAUAUGUUGUUUGGAGACAAGCUAGAUGUCAUCAUCAAAAAAGUUUCUGGAGGGAAAAGCGUGUUUCUUCCUCAAGAAAGAAAGAACAAAAGGGGAAGAUAUGAACACCCGUCCUCCAGAGAUAGAGAGAGACCUUUUGGAGCCUCAAGGCAGUACAGGCCCGGUAGAGAGUAUUCGAGGCAGCCUUCCUGGAGGGCUGGGCGACAGGGAACAAGAGGAAAUAGUAAAAGGACCGGUGUUUUUUCCUCUUCAGCCUCCACCUCACAUCAGCAAUGAGGGUGUCCCGACUCAAGCGGGGGUGGGGGGACGGUUAUCCCUCUUCGCCCACGUUUGGGUCGAAAAUAUCCAGGAUCGUUGGGUGUGCAAGACGGUCCAGGACGGUUUCCAGUUGGAGUUUACAACGGUGCCGAAAAGAAAUUAUUUCCUAAACUCUUCUUUCCGAAAAUCGGGAGAAAAUUUGGUUCUCAUCCAGGAAUAUAUGAGUCAGCUGUUUGCCUCAAAGGCGAUAGAAGAGGUGCCAACUCAGGAAAGGGCGAAAGGAUUUUACUCAAGGCUCUUCCUAGUGAAAAAAGCCUCAGGUUCGUUAAGACCAGUUCUGGAUAUGAGAAAGUUAAACAAGUUUCUGAAGAAAAGAAGCUUCAAAAUGGAAUCUUUGGGAUCAAUAAUUCGUGCCAUCGCAGUAGACGAUUGGCUCACAAACAUAGACCUGAAGGACGCUUAUUUUCAUGUGCCCAUCUGCAAAGAACACAGGAAGUUCCUAAGGUUUGCGGUAGACGACACACAUGUUCAGUUUACGUGUCUUCCCUUCGGCCUUUCUCAAUCACCGAGAGUGUUCACAAAGAUUCUGGUGUCACUCAUAGCCGAGUUAAGAAAACAGGGAGUACCUGUAUAUCACUACCUGGACGACAUCCUAGUGGCCGCAACGUCGAAGGAAGAGUCCGAGGAACAUACGGAAAAGGUAGUAAGGUUCCUUCAAAUGCAUGGUUGGGUGGUCAAUACACAGAAGAGCAACCUGUCCCCAACAAAAUCACUGACGUUUUUAGGGGCGCAGUUUCGGACAGAAGAAAAUACAGUAAGUCUGCCAGAGGAAAAGCAGCGGAAACUGAUUCAAGCAGUAAAGGAUUUCAGGUUCCGGUCGACCGUGUCAGUACAUCACUGUCUAAAAGUUUUAGGUUUAAUGUCUUCCACUAUCCAGGUGGUGAAGUGGGCAAGGUGGCAUUCGAGGGGCCUGCAGAACUUUCUGCUAAGAAAGGUGAGGAUUCCACACAAAAAAC
Messenger RNA from Xenopus laevis (African clawed frog), 3820 nucleotides. RefSeq names its product lamina-associated polypeptide 2-like. The record is from RefSeq and is a predicted model, not a curated record. Lineage: Eukaryota; Metazoa; Chordata; Amphibia; Anura; Pipidae. Bases 1530 to 2822 code for a protein of 430 amino acids. The transcript has 2 exons.